AUGGAUGAUGAGACUUCACCAAAACUGCUUGAUCCAACAGCUGCUGGGCCUGCAGAAGGAACUACAUACGAAGGAACGGAAGAGAAGGAAUGGUCUAUGCUUCCUUGGCCGAUGGAAGAUGAGACUCCAGCAAAACUGCUUGAUGCAACAGCUGCUGGGGCUGCGAAAGGAACUACAUAUGAAGGAACAAGAGAGAUGGAAUUGUCUAUGCUUCCUUGGCCGAUGGAUGAUGAGGCUCCAUCAAAACUGCUUGAUCCAACAGCUGCUGGGCCUGCAGAAGGAACUACAUAUGAAGGAACAGGAGAGAAUGAAUGGUCUAUGCUUUCUUGGCCGAUGGAAGAUGAGGCUGCAGCAAAACUGCUUGACACAACAGCUGCUGGGGCUGCAGAAGGAACUAUAUAUGAAAGAACAGGAGAUAAGGAGUGGUCUAUGCUUCCUUGGCCGAUAGAAGAUGAGGAUCCAGCAAAACUGCUUGAUGCAACAGCUGCUGGGGCGGCAGAGAGAACUGCGUAUGAAGGAACAGGAGAAAGGGAAUGGUCUAUGCUUCCUUGGCCGAUGGAAGAUGAGGCUCCAGCAAAACUGCUUGAUGCAACAGCUGCUGGGGCUGCAGAAGGAACUACAUAUGAAGGAACAGGAGAUAUGGAAUUGUCUAUGUUUCCUUGGCCGAUGGAAGAUGAGGAUCCAGCAAAACUGCUUGACCCAAGAGCUGCUGGGGCGGCAGAAGGAACUACGUAUGAAGGAACAGGAGAGAAGGAAUGGUCUAUGCUUCCUUGGCCGAUAGAAGAUGAGGAUCCAGCAAAACUGCUUGACCCAACAGCUGCUGGGGCUGCAGAAGGAACUACAUAUGAAGGAACAGGAGAGAAGGAAUGGUCUGUGCUUCCUUCGCCGAUAGAAGAUGAGGAUCCAGCAAAACUGCUUGAUGCAACAGCUGCUGGGGCGGCAGAAGGAACUACAUAUGAAGGAACAGGAGAAAAGGAAUGGUCUAUGCUUCCUUGGCUGAUAGAAGAUGAGGAUCCAGCAAAACUGCUUGACCCAAGAGCUGCUGGGGCUGCAGAAGGAACUACAUAUGAAGGAACAGGAGAGAAGGAAUGGUCUAUGCUCCCUUGGCCGGUAGAAGAUGAGGCUCCAGUAAACCCAGACGCUGCACUGUCAACUUGUGUAACUGCAGGAGCAGAAUACGAAGGAACUAUUCCGGAGUUUCCACGACUGUCCCAAGAUGAGGAUUCGGCAAAACUGCUUGAUUGGACAGCUGCUGGGGCGGCUGAAGGAGCUUCAUACAAAUGA
Cryptotermes secundus is the source of this 1284-nucleotide messenger RNA. RefSeq lists its product as uncharacterized. The record is from RefSeq and is a predicted model, not a curated record. The transcript has a single exon. The coding region runs from base 1 to 1284 and encodes 427 amino acids. Lineage: Eukaryota; Metazoa; Arthropoda; Insecta; Blattodea; Kalotermitidae.